AUGACCGGCGGAGAGCCCACGCCAGGAGUGGUGUUCGGCGAUGUCCCUACCUUUAAGGAAGCUACCGCAGAAUUGAAGGAAGCUAUUGAUCAAAUUUACCUUUCAUCUGGUAAUUCUCAAUGUGAGGGUUCAUCUCCUGGUAGUCAACUCUCUGUUAUUUCUCCUCCUGCUAAUGAAACUGGGACAAAGUCUUGUCUUGUUGAGGCUAUUUCAAGUCCUUUAGUGCCUAAGCAUGCCAUUCAUGCUUUUCAAUUGCUCAGCACAAGUCCUGAGGCCCAGACUGUGGUGCAAUCUAUUGCUUGUGACCCUAAUAUAUGGAAUGUUGUCAUGAAAAACCCUGUUGUCACUAGUUUCUUCGAAUCACAGCUAGCGGCGGUAGAGUCAUCAAAUGAUGCUGCUUAUGCUGCUGUUGCUGGUUCUGAAACUGUAGAAACUUCUAAAAAAGAGGAGGGAAAUGCUUUUGAUUUUAUGACUGUUCUGCAGAAUUUGAAGCUUACAGUUACUGAAAUGGUUAGCAGAAUGUCCAAUUUCUUUCAGAACAUAUUCCUAACAGCUGAGAAAGACAAAUCUUCAACUGAUGGUGGUGGAGCCAAUUUCAUGGAUUAUAAAAAUUUGAUUGGAAGAAGUUUCAUGGGAUUGGCAGUUAUGGUAAUAAUGGUUGUACUGAUGAAGAGAGUCUAA
Lathyrus sativus (Indian pea) is the source of this 681-nucleotide messenger RNA. Lineage: Eukaryota; Viridiplantae; Streptophyta; Magnoliopsida; Fabales; Fabaceae. The record is from the annotation of a GenBank genome assembly.